GAAUCCUUAAGAUAUAAAUAAACAAGAGAUCCUAUCAUUGAUUAGCAAUUAAAACUUGGUUGGCACUUAGAAUUAUAUGUUUCAUAAAUUCAAUAGUUCAUUAUUUUAUAAAUCGGUAUGCUUGGAAAAAUGGUUUCUAUUACCACAUUAGAGUCUAACAAACUAUUGAGAUGGUGAGCACCGAGAGUAUUUAAUUAUAUUUUGUUCAUAGAUAACCUCUUUUUCAAAUACACAAUGGGUGCUUAUCUUCACUUCAGGAAAUUGCUUCUGGUUUUGGUCAUGAUGUAGCUAUGCCUAGGCAUACAAGUAGAAUGUUACUGUAUUUAAUAAAAGUCGCUUUUAAAUGAAUAUACUUUUUAUUCCAGUAACUUAUAAUCUUCACUGGAACUUCCUUUUUUGAAACUGCUCUGGGGAUUUGGAAAACCACUUUCUGGGAAAUAAAUAGACUAUUAUGAGAUAAAUGAAACAUUCUCUGUAAGUUUGAUUUAUGUAAAUGCAUACUUUUCUAUAAUGCAUCAUUGCCAAUCUUAAUGAUAUUUAAUUUUGGACAUACUACUUUGUGCUACACAUUUUUUUAAAUGGCAUCCACACAACACUCCACAGUUCCAACUUGUAUUUUCAACGAUUUAGAACAACUCUCAUAUUUGAAUUUUUAUUCACUUGUUUAGACUUCGUCAUACAAUGUCCACUUCCCACUGUUCCAUUUUACUGCAAGAAAAUUGCUUUUCUAUAUUAAAAUAUUUCGAAAUGCUUGAGUAACAAUCUCGUUUUAUACAUUUAUCUCCUUCUCUUCUACUUCCCUAAUAAAUAAAAAAGAUCAAAUAUAAUGAGUGGUACACUUUCAAAAGUACCCAUCUUCCAUUUACACAAACUCCGCCUAUCGGCUUCCUGUUGCAGGCACAAAGCGUGCAACUGCUAGUUAAUACAUUUAUUUUUCAUUCACUGGGUAGUGUAAUAGGCCUUCGGCAUAAUUAAAAUUUUUUAUGCCCAAAUACAGCGCUUGUGAUGUUUGGAGGAAAGGGCGUAUUUUAAUUAUGCCUCUAUUGUGGGUAUUGGGGUUUGGGAAGCUCACAAGAAGAGGAGGGUUUAUCAGGCUUGUUUCAAAUCCUUUGGAGGUCGAUCAUUUCGUUCGUCGUACUCUCUGCAAAUAGAAACCUAAAAUCAGUGUUGAGAGAUUGAAAUCUUGACCAGGACUUGGAGAGGAUUUGGAAUAUAUUUGGAAUAAGCAGUAAGGAAAUUUUUGCGUCCAGAAUAGAGGGAAGGGAAGGGCAGAUUCAUAGCGACGCUGUUGGUCUUGCCAGGGCCGUAGAAACCUAUUCCUUCUGCUCCACAUGGUCAACGAUUGAAGCCAAAGUUCCAUUAAGGGGUGCUGCCAACCAGUCACCAUUUGUUCAAAACCAUACUAGAUGAAGGAUAAAAGAUAGUAGCCGGAAGAAAACAAUCGGGAAGAGGUUUGCAGACUCUAGAGGGCAAUGGAGCAGUCUCACAAGGCUCACAGAGGCCGCCAAUCAGGACCUUCUGUAAAGAAAAAGGAGAGAGCAGACAAGAAAAAACGUGGAGUUUCUAAUGACAAGCAUAAUCCCAAGGCAUUUGCUUUUAACUCUUCGGUAAAGGCCAAACGUCUGCAAGCUGCAGCAGCAGAGAAGGAUCAACGACGACUUCAUGUCCCCACAAUUGACCGUUCUAAUGGGGAACCAGCUCCCUAUGUAAUUGUGGUACAGGGUCCUCCGCAGGUCGGGAAGUCUCUAGUGAUAAAAUCCCUUGUAAAGCAUUACACCAAGCAGAAUCUUUCAGAUGUUCGUGGUCCAAUAACUGUUGUCUCAGGUAAACAGAGGCGACUGCAAUUUGUGGAGUGCCCAAAUGAUAUGAAUGCUAUGAUUGAUGCAGCCAAAAUUGCUGACCUUGUAUUGCUUCUCAUCGAUGGAAGUUAUGGUUUUGAAAUGGAAACAUUUGAGUUUUUGAAUGUUCUUCAAGUUCAUGGAUUUCCCAAGGUCAUGGGAGUUCUUACACAUUUGGACAAGUUUAAGGAUGUAAAGAAGCUGAGGAAGACAAAGCAACGUCUCAAACAUCGGUUUUGGACAGAGAUAUAUGAUGGUGCAAAGCUAUUCUAUCUUUCUGGUCUAAUUCAUGGAAAGUAUCCUAAGCGUGAAAUACAUAAUCUUGCAAGAUUUAUUUCUGUUGCAAAGUUUCGUCCCUUGUCAUGGAGAACUUCUCAUCCAUACAUAUUGGUGGAUCGUUUUGAGGAUGUCACUCCUCCAGAGUGUGUACAAGAAGACCAAAAAUGUGAUCGAAAUGUUACUCUUUAUGGUUACUUGCGUGGUUGCAAUCUGAAGAAGGGAACAAAGGUACAUAUUGCAGGUGUUGGGGAUUGUCAUUUGGCUGGUGUUGCUAGUUUGCCUGAUCCAUGCCCUCUGCCCUCAGCAGCAAAGAAAAAGGGACUGCGUGAAAAAGAGAAACUCUUUUAUGCACCAAUGUCAGAUCUUGGUGAUCUCCUGUACGAUAAGGAUGCUGUUUACAUAAACAUUAAUGAUCACAUGGUUCAAUUUUCCAAACAAGAGGAUGAUAAUGAAGCAACCGAAGAAAAACAAGGAAAUGCUCCUGAUGUGGGUGAAGUCCUUGUAAAAACACUUCAGAAUACAAAGUAUUCUAUCAAUGAAAAGCUGGAGCAGAGCUUUAUACAACUUUUUCGAGGAAAUCCAAGAAAAGGUGCUAAUCAUACAGAUGAGGGAGAACAGUGCAGCAGUGAAGAAGAGAAUAGUGAUAAAGAAAUAGAAAAUGAUGAUGAUGAUACAGGGAGAAGCAAUGAACUUAACCAUUCCCCAGACAAAGAAUUGUCAAAUGGAAAUGAUAGACAUGCCAUUAUCAGCGCCAAUCUUCCAGAAGAGAAGGUCACAGACAUGUCUGAUAGUGAGGGGGAGCCGCAUCUAAAAUGUAAUAUGAGAGAGGUAUCAGAAUUUCAAAAUGGAAGAAUGAGGAGAAAAGCGAUCUUUCUUGAAGAUGAGAAGGAGAGCAAUCCAAAGGAUUCUUCUGGGAGUGACAGUGAAGAUGGCUCACAAAGUGAGAAGAAUAUUUCUCCAAGUGACGAAUACAACAGUGAAGAUGAAGAACAGGAGAACUGCAUUGCAACUAGAAUAAGCAGAAUGCCUGAUUCUGAAAGAGGGCAGGGUGGAGCAUCAGAUAGAUGUGAAGGAUUAUCAGAAGAUGAAGAUAUAGAUGAUACAAGUUUGAUGGGUGAUGCUUCAAAAUGGAAAGAAAAUUUGAUUUCUCAAUCAUUUUUGAAGAAGAAAAUAAAUCUGAUGGACCUUGUGUAUGGUCAAUCUGCAUCAAUUCCCACUCCAAAGUCCUUUCAAGGACUUACAGAAGAUAGUGACAGUGAUGGUAGUGAUGAGGAGGAAGUGUUCAAGCUAAAACGGAAUUCUGAAAAGAAAAAACAUGAUAUGCAUCUCAAUGUUGAAGAUCCAAAUGCUGAUGACUGCACUAAGUCACAGGUAGACGAUUCACAGCUAAGUGAUUGGUUAAAUCAGGAUGUCAUUGAAAGCAUUCGCGACCGCUUUGUUACUGGUGACUGGUCAAAGGCUGCUCGCCGAGGUGAAGAAAUGGGUGGGAGUGAUGAGGAUGAUGAUUCUGCCUUUGGAGAUUUUGAAGAUCUGGAGACAGGAGAGAAGUACGGAGGAGAUGAUGCUAAUGAUAAUUUGGAGGACAGUAAAAAAUUGAAGUCUGCAGAAGAACAACGAAGACUGAAAAAGCUUGCACUUCGUGCCAAAUUUGAUUCUCAAUAUGAUGGAUCUGAGCCUUUGGACAAAGAAGAGGAGGAUGUGAAAAAGACCAAAUAUCACACAAGUCAAGCUGGACAAAGUGACUUCUUAGAUAAGAUUAAGGAAGAGAUAGAGCUUCGUAAGCAGAGGAAUUUAGCUGAGCUUAAUGAGAUUGAUGAGGUUACUCGUCUUGAAAUGGAGGGAUUUCAAACUGGUUCAUACUUGAGGUUGGAGGUGCAUGCUAUGCCUUUUGAGAUGGUCAAAUAUUUUAACCCCCAGCAUCCAGUCCUGGUUGGAGGGAUUGGUAGAGGGGAAGAAAGUGUGGGAUAUAUGCAGGUUCGAUUGAAGAGGCAUAGAUGGCAUAGGAAGGUAUUGAAGAAUCGGGAUCCCUUUGUAGUGUCUAUUGGUUGGAGGCGCUAUCAAACAUUGCCGGUUUACUCACUCGAGGAUAGAAAUGGGCGCCAUAGAAUGCUUAAAUACACACCAGAACACAUGCAUUGCCUUGCAACAUUCUGGGGCCCUCUUGCACCUCCCAAUACUGGGAUGGUUGCUUUUCAAAAUUUAUCUAACAAUCAGGCAUCCUUUCGGAUCACUGGAACCGGUGUUGUAUUAGAUUUUAACCAUUCGGUUCAGAUCGUUAAGAAGCUCAAACUUGUGGGGUACCCCUUCAAAAUUUUCAAAAACACGGCCUUUAUCAAAGAUAUGUUCACAUCAGCUCUAGAAGUGGCUAGGUUUGAGGGCGCUUCUGUCAGAACAGUUAGUGGAAUCCGAGGUCAAGUGAAGAAGGCUGUAAAGUCUGGACAAGGGAAGGAAGGUAGUGUGAGGUGCACUUUUGAGGACAAAAUCCUCAUGAGUGAUAUAGUUUUCUUAAGAGCAUGGACUCGAGUUGAUAUUCCUCGUUUCUUUAACCCUGUGGCAACAUCUCUUCAAUCUCGUGAUUAUGUUUGGAAAGGCAUGAAAACUGUUGCAGAACUCAGAAGAGAGCAAUCUCUUCCUAUUCCUGUUAAUAAGGAUUCUUUGUACAAGCCUAUAGAACGACAACCCAAGCAAUUCAAUGCAUUGAAAAUACCGAAGAAACUGCAACAAGCCCUUCCAUUUAAAUCGAAGCCAAAAGAUCUUCCAAAACGAAAAACCCCUAUACUUGAAAAUCGUCGUGCUGUGGUUAUGGAACCUCAUGAACGGAAAGUUCACACUCUUGUCCAACAACUGCAAACAAUAAGAAAUGAAAAGAUAAAGAAGCGUAAAUUGCAGCACCAGGAACAAAGGAAAGCAUAUGAAUUGAAAAAGGCUAAAGAUGAACAGGUCACAAAGCGACGACAACGUGAGGAACGGAGAAAACGGUACAGAGAAGAAGCAAUGCAGGAAAGACGCACAAGACAAAAAAAAGAGUAAUAACUUGUCUGUAAAUUCAGAAAAGUACACAGGUUUCAACUGUUUCUGUUGAAUUCUAUGAAGCUACAGUACCGGCAAAAAGCAUUUCAAAAGAGAGUUGGAAUUUCAUGAAUUUUAAGAAAUUUCAAACACCCAAACAGAAGUGCUGUUGUUCUUUGCGGCAGUAUCUGCCCAUGAUUGGUCAAUGGAUGUGCCAGCAACUUAACAGCCCCUGGGCAAAACCAUAGCAACUAUUUUUAGCAUGGAAUUUUUCCUGUCACCAAAUAUUUGAGCCCUAUAUAUUGGUAGAGAAGUAUGUAACGCAUUGUAGCAUUUAGUGAAAUGACCAUAUUAGCAUAUUAAUCUGA
Molecule: messenger RNA, 5494 nt
Organism: Cryptomeria japonica (Japanese cedar)
Lineage: Eukaryota; Viridiplantae; Streptophyta; Pinopsida; Cupressales; Cupressaceae
Exons: 20
Coding region: 1473-5147 (1224 amino acids)
Biological process (GO): maturation of SSU-rRNA from tricistronic rRNA transcript (SSU-rRNA, 5.8S rRNA, LSU-rRNA); endonucleolytic cleavage of tricistronic rRNA transcript (SSU-rRNA, 5.8S rRNA, LSU-rRNA); ribosome biogenesis
Cellular component (GO): nucleus; 90S preribosome
Molecular function (GO): GTPase activity; GTP binding; U3 snoRNA binding
Source: RefSeq, a predicted model, not a curated record